Messenger RNA from Staurois parvus, 444 nucleotides. Lineage: Eukaryota; Metazoa; Chordata; Amphibia; Anura; Ranidae. The record is from the annotation of a GenBank genome assembly.
AAAAAAUCGGCCGAUUUUGCCGAUCGACCGAUUUUCGCGGCAAUUAGUGGGCAAAUCGGCCGAUUUUUUUUUUUACCGAUAAAAAAUCUGCGCAUGAGCAGUGACCUGCAAGAGGAAGACAAAAAGAAGAAAAAGAAGAAGAGGAAGAGGAUGAAGAAGAGGAUGAAGAAGAAGAAGAGGAAGAAGAGGAUGAAGAAGAGGAUGAGGAUGAAGAAGAAGAAGAGGAUGAGGAUGAAGAAGAAGAAGAUGAGGAUGAAGAAGAAGAGGAUGAUGAUGAAGAAGAAGAGGAUGAGGAUGAUGAAGAAGAGGAUGAGGAUGAGGAAGAAGAAGAGGAAGAAGAAGAAGAGGAUGAAGAAGAAGAAGAAGAAGAAGAGGAUGAAGAAGAAGAAGAAGAGGAUGAGGAUGAUGAAGAAGAAGAAGAGGAUGAGGAUGAAGAAGAAGAAG